This is a messenger RNA of Entrophospora sp. SA101, 2138 nucleotides long. NCBI's taxonomy places the organism in Eukaryota, Fungi, Glomeromycota, Glomeromycetes, Entrophosporales, Entrophosporaceae. The record is from the annotation of a GenBank genome assembly.
AAAAGGAUUUAAUACAACAAGUAUUUGACAAUGCACUUAACUUAAUUCCUGAAGAUGAUCAAAAUAUACCACAAAUUGAACACAUGUUACCAUUUUUAAAGCGUGGUGUUGCAAUUCAUCAUUCAGGAUUAUUACCGUUUCUUAAAGAGGUUGUUGAAUUACUUUUCCAAGAAGGAUUAAUUAAAGUUCUUUUUGCGACUGAGACAUUCUCAAUGGGUCUUAAUAUGCCUGCUAAAACUGUUAUAUUCUCUGAUAUUAAAAAGUUCGAUGGUGAAGUUUUAACUUCUGGUGAAUAUAUUCAAAUGUCUGGUCGAGCUGGUAGAAGAGGUCUUGAUACAAGAGGAAUUGUAAUAAUUAUGGCAAGAGAAAAAUUAGAACCAUCAGUUGUUAAAGGAAUGAUGACGGGCGAACCUGAUAAUAUAUACUCUGCAUUUCAUUUGAAAUAUAAUAUGAUCUUAAAUAUGACAAGAGUUGAAGGAAUUAGUCCUGAUUAUAUUCUCCAGAGAAGUUUCUAUCAAUUUCAAAAUACAUCAGGAUUACCAAAACUUGAUGCAGAACUUCAGAGACUAGAAAAAGAAUAUAAAGAAAUUGAUAUACCUGAAGAAGAAGAAAUUAAAGAGUAUUACAAUAUUCGUUCACUAUUAGAUACAUAUACUCAUGAAAUAAGGAAUACUAUAAACCAUCCACUUAAUAUUCUGAAAUACAUGAAGCCUGGUCGUUUAGUUUGGAUAAAACAUGCAAAUGCGGAUUUUGGCUGGGGUAUGGUAGUUUCUUGGGGAAAAAGAAAGAGUCCCACUGAUGAAACAAUAAAAGAAUUAAAAUCAGUGGAGGAUAAAUCAGAUUUGAAUCAAGUAGUGGUUGAAAAUUUAAUAGAAAAUUCAAAUCAUCAAGAGCUUUUUUUACCUCCGGAUCAUUAUUUUGUUGAUGUAAUGUUAAAUUGUGAAUCUGAUGAAUCACAUGUUGCUAAACCAGCAGAUGAUAAAAUAAUUACUGCAAAACCUUACAGUGGAAAUGGUUUAGGAGAGAUGAUGAUUGUUCCUGCUGAUUUUUCUACUAUUAAUUAUAUAAGUCAAAUAUGUAUCUUUCCACCCAAGGAUCUAACACAUGAUGAUUGUAAAAAGACAGUAUACAAUAGUAUAAUGGAUAUUAAAGAAAAAUUUGCUGAAGGAAUACCACUUUUAGAUCCAAUAGAGCAUAUGGGUAUUGAAGAAGAGAACUUUCAAAGACUAAUAAAAAAAAUUGAGGUUUUAGAAACAAAACUUGUGACCAAUAAACUCCACAAUACAGACAAACUACCUAAGCUAUAUGAACUACACUGUAAAAAGAAUGAGCUCAAACUUAAGAUAAAAUCGUUAAAAAAGACAAUUAAUAUUGCAGAAUCUAUUUUACAACUUGAUGAUCUUAGGCGCCGUAAGAGAGUUCUUCGUCGAUUAGGAUAUUUAUCAGAAAAUGAUGUUGUUACAAUUAAAGGGCGUGUUGCUUGUGAGAUUAAUGCAGGGGAUGAACUUGUAUUAACUGAAAUGUUGUUGAAUGGUGUAUUUAAUGAUUUAUCACCAGAAAUGGCUGCAGCCCUUUUAAGUUGUUUUGUAUUAGAGCGACCUAGUGAUAAGAAAUCAGGAUUUGUUAAAGAAGAAUUUUCUACAGUUUACAGUAAAUUACAAGAGGUUGCACAAAAUGUUGCUACAGUAUCUGUUGAGUGUAACAUCCCAUUGAAUAAAGAGGAAUACCUAAGCUUGUUUCCUUCGGAUAUGAUGGAAAUUGUUUAUAACUGGUGUUGUGGAAAACCAUUUACAGAAAUUAUAAAAAUGGGUGAUUCAAUUUUUGAAGGAGAAAUUGUUCGUACUUUUCGUUAUCUUGACGAUUUAUUACGAGGAAUGAUUGCAGCAUCAAAGAGUAUUGGGAAUAGUGAAUUAGAAGAGAAAUUUAAAGAGGCCAUUGAAAAAACAAGGCGUGAAUUCAAAAUAAGGUCACAGGAAUGGCGUAAACUUAUGGGAUCUGGAAAAGUUUGGGAAAAUUGCGGAUUCUUUUAUUUUCCUUGCUCAACAGGCUUUCGAAUGAAGCAUAUCAAAAUUUUGGAAGAAAUCGAUGCCUUCAAAACCACUGUAAAAAUCUCUGCUGUGGAACUUUUACAUGUAUGA